This is a messenger RNA of Paraphaeosphaeria sporulosa, 2515 nucleotides long. RefSeq names its product PIN domain-like protein. The record is from RefSeq and is a predicted model, not a curated record. The coding region runs from base 130 to 2313 and encodes 727 amino acids. NCBI's taxonomy places the organism in Eukaryota, Fungi, Ascomycota, Dothideomycetes, Pleosporales, Didymosphaeriaceae. The transcript has 3 exons. Gene Ontology annotation, cellular component: nucleus. Gene Ontology annotation, biological process: mismatch repair; DNA recombination; DNA double-strand break processing. Gene Ontology annotation, molecular function: metal ion binding; 5'-3' DNA exonuclease activity; DNA binding.
CGCAUUCAACGACCGCCAACAGCGACGCCUCCCCUUUCGCCUGAACCUGUGCUAGCGGUAAUGUUGCAAUAGCAGGCGACCCGUUCAAGCCGUUGGUAGGCUUCGACACGGCACCGGCCCCGCGGCACAAUGGGCAUCUCUGGCCUCCUGCCGCUACUGAAGUCAGUACAGAAGCCAUGCAGCCUCAAGGCAUUUGCUGGGCAGACCAUUGGCGUGGAUGCCUACGGAUGGCUGCACCGCGGCACGGCUGCGUGCGCCAUAGAGCUGGCCCAAGAUAGACCGACGACGAAAUUUGUCGACUUUGCCAUGAACCGCGUUCGCAUGCUCGUGCAUUUCGGCAUCACCCCUUACCUCGUGUUCGAUGGCGACAAUCUCCCAAGCAAGUCCGGCACGGAAAAGGAUCGGAGAGAAAGGCGGAAAGAAAGCAGAAGACUUGGGCUGGAGCUCCUCAAGGUUGGAAAGACGUCGCAAGCCCACCUCGAGCUCCAGAAGUCGGUCGAUGUAACGCCGGAAAUGGCGCGCAUGCUGAUUGAAGAGCUCAAGCACCACAACAUCCAGUACCUUGUCGCUCCCUACGAAGCAGACUCACAGCUGGCCUAUUUGGAACGCAAGGGAAUCAUCGACGGCAUACUGUCCGAGGACUCUGAUCUGCUGGUCUUUGGCGCCAAAUGCUUGAUUACCAAACUCGACAAAUACGGCGAGUGCGUCGAGGUGAAUCGGAGCCAUUUCACAGCCUGCAGGGAAGUCAGCCUAGUAGGCUGGAGCGAUGCCGACUUUAGACGGAUGGCCAUCUUGAGCGGCUGUGACUACCUUCCUGGCAUUGGCGGCAUGGGCUUGAAGACAGCUUACCGAAUGUUGCGAAAGCAUAAGACGGUCGAACGCCUCGUCAAGGCUGUUCAGUUUGAUGGGAAGUUCAAGGUACCGAAUGGCUUUAUGGAAGACUUCUACCAGGCUGAAAAUACUUUUCUCUACCCGUGGGUGUAUUGUCCUAUGUCAAAGCAGCUGGUCAACCUCACCAGCCCGGGUCCCGAUGUCGACAUCUCGCAGAUGACCUACAUUGGAGAACAAGUACCUUCUCACCUUGCGUAUGGCGUCGCACGUGGCGAACUACAUCCGCGCUCGAAACAGCCCUUGAUCCUGCGAACACAGAACAAGCCGACGGGCAAACCUCUCCGACCAGCGCAGACGAGUAUCUCGACCUCACAAACACCGAUAAGCAAACAAGGUCGUCCAAUAGAUUCUUUCUUCAAGGCGAAGCGCACUCCUUUGGCAGAAUUGGACGUCAACCUCUUCACACCAUCACCUAGUCAGCAAUCGCUGCUAGAGCGACAACGAACAAACACCGGUUGGGAUGCAGUUCCAGCUCCACAAAGCAGCCACCGACCACAGCCUCCACGAGCUCAAACCGCGCCUCAGCCAGCGAGACGCAUUCUUUCAAACUCGAUAUCUGCGAGCCAAACCAGACCAAGUCGCUCGAAAAGGCAACGAUUGUGCUCGGACACUGAAGCCAGCACCCCGGCAACCAAUGAAAGCGAUGUCAUGCGAAGUCGCUUCUUCGCCUCGUCGGUCGCUGAACCAAGUCCAUCUCUCCGCCAUGACAAGACCCAAAGGAGACGAUCCAGCAAAGACUUCGAAUUGUAUUCCGACGAUUCUGUUGAGGAAGCCAUGGCCAGCUUGGUAGAUCCGGGAGGAAGUGGGCCUUCUCCUAGGAAGAAGAUGAAGGUAUUUAAGGACAGCUUCAUAUCUAGCAGGGCUAGUGACUCGCAGUCAAGUGUCUUAUCGAGAUCUACGCUAGGAACGUCACAGGAAACCCAAGAUGCCAGCGAGAUCACGCCUGCAACUUCGUUUGGCAGUCCUGAGCCUGAGACUGUUUUCAGUGCUCCCUUAUCGAGACAGCUCAACCAUCUGCGCUCGAGAUUCUCGUACGGCGCAACUACCUCUUCUCCAUUGACCCCACUCGCAUCGUCGAGACCACCGUCCGCUCGAAGUUCAAUAGCGCUCAAGUCUACUUCAAUCAAUCGUCACGUUCGACAGGAACAUGAUCCCGCGCUUGAUACAACAGAUACGGCUGUGGUCGGGGACUUUGAAGACGAAAUUUUGGUAGAAGCUACCACCUGGGCUGUUGCGGGAACCGAGGUAGAGGUGCCCGCCAGCGACACAGAGGACACUCCGCUUAAACCGGCUACGCCACGUCAGCAGCUUCAAGUGAAAGGAAGCGAAGAACUGCUCGUACCGGAGUCGAGCGACGCAGAGAGCAUAUGCUCGCCCCGCAAGCCGCUUCUGAAUCUUGGAAGAUUCGCAUUCGGCGCAUGAUCUUUUGAUGCGAUUAUUGAUACCCAACCAGGUCUCGAAGUUUUGCACAUGAUUGACGUUAUCUCAGCUACUUGUAUAUCCAUACCACGUGGACGAAUUAGCAUGAUUGGAUUGAGCGGUACAUUGAUUGGAAGCGUAAAGUGAGCGGUAUCGUUAAGUCCAUGUCAAAACGUCAACCACAUUUCUGCAUAUUAAUAUACCC